AUGGCCGACACAGACGAAGCCGCCAUUCACCUUCCGUCGCAUGACUCCGCGACACACAUCGACACGGACUUGUCCGAUGAGACGCAGGACUUUCGCAUGCUAAGCAAUCUUUCCUUCCUCGCAGAUACGUCGCAAGCUACUCUCCCCAAACGCGGUGAGAAGGACUUCGAACCGAACCCAACCCUGUACCAAGCCGAUAUCCUAGAUGCCUCACGUCAGGCUAUGCACAAUGCCCUUGCGCAUCCGCGGUUACACAAUCCAAAGAACCAGAUCAUUGGCAUCUACGCGCCCGAUGGACCUGCUCCGCCUCGAUCAUUAGCGACGCCAAAAACACUAGACACCAUUGCAGAGAAUGAUACCCCAGCACAGACCGCCGAGGCAGAGGAAAGUCAGUCUAAAAAGCCUGCAGGCACUGGGGCAAACGUCCAUCCGGAUUCCUGCGUCUACGUAACGAACCCGAAGGGACAGUUUUUCAAGAACAUGGGGCGCGCGGAUCGGUGGGGUCGGAUCUGGCUUCUGCCAGAGGAAGCUUUGUAUAUGCUUGAGCGAGGCAGUCUGGAUGUUAGGUGGCCGCAGUCAGCAACGGGAUGUGAGGAUGAUGGUGAGACGGAGGACUCUGGGAUCCCGAUGAGCUUGCAGGCUGCGUAUGCGUGUUUCAUUGGACAUGGGGGGUUGACGAUCGAUCGGUUUUCUGUUUACUCCGGAUUGAGGAGGUUGGGUUACACACUUAUCCGAGCUCCUGGGUGGUACGAUGAGGCGGAGGAAGAGUUCGAGGACCCAGAAUCAACCAAGCGACAAGGUCCGGGUCUGGCGGGAAUCUAUGGGCGAUUUAUGAAUUGGCUGCAUAGCUCUACUACCACGGCUGUAGGGCCUGUUGCUGGCCUUGGGAUCCAUCGCAAUUACAAUGAUAUCUACCGCAAGCUUUCGAUAAUUCCUUUCUACGAUCCUACAACUCCUUUAUCCCAAGCCCCGCAGACGAAACCGCCAUUCCGCGUUGUAUUCUAUGUCUACAAGCCAUCUACUCCAUUCCGCAAAUCUGCCCCUCCUGCACCGGACUUCAGAGUUGCUGUCGUCAAUGCUCGCACGCAAACUACGGUGCCAACGUUAGCUCAACUCGGCACCCUCCUUGAGAGCACACCCUUGGAUCCGCCAAAAGGCGAGAAGAUGGAAAGAAUGCUCUACAUGCGACUCCGACAUGGAUACCGGAACGUUGUCUUGGCGGUUGUCGACCAAGGCGUUGUAAGCUACCUCCGGGUCGCCGAUGCAGCGUUUGGAAAGGAAAAACUAUAUAAUAGACCUGCUCCUUCCGGGAACAAACGGGGUGCGAAUCCUCGCAACCCCCGGCCGAAGCCCAAGGACGUGGCCGGGCUUGAAAAAGCACAAUCAACCAGAAUGCAAACAAUACGACUCAGCAUGCGCUGCGCAGCAAUGCCAACAUCGCACCUCCCCUCUCUAGGCCGCCAAUUCAAUAGGCGCAUAUUGAACACAGCUCUCUCCCCAGCCUGCAAUGCCCCGCCAGUGUCACAAAGACGAUCUCUCUCAUCCCAGUCACCCAGCACCUCAGCACGCCUCACCGGCCGUACCUGCAUGAUCACAGGCGGGACAUCAGGCAUUGGAUUCGCCAUCGCAAACCGAUUUCUCCAAGAGGGCGCAGAGCGCGUCAUUCUCGUCGGACGAUCGUACGAGCGGCUCCUCAAAGCCGCCGCCAGCCUCCAAGUCCAUGGUGAAGGUGCCCAGAACCAAGAAGCGGCUGAUGACACAGCAUCAAAGUCGCAGGGGACUCUGGUCGAAACGUCGGAUAGAAUAAGUCUCCUUGUGGGCGAUGUAUCGGAGGCUGGAUCGUGGCUACGUGAGCUGGAGAAGGCGAUGCAACCAGUCGACAUCCUAAUCAACGCAGCUGGGAUCUCCCACUCCAAUAUUCUUCCCAAGAUGUCUCCCGAAGAUAUCUCACAAACCCUCCGGACAAACCUUGAAGGCGCGAUCUUGGCAUCCCGCGCGCUUCUCCGUGCGUCUCUCCGCAACAGGGUAAAAAGCCGUUCCGGCGAGACCCGACCUGCAUCUAAAUGUAUCAUAAACAUCUCAUCAUUACUAGCGCUGAAAGGCGGAACCGGCGCAGUCCCAUACGCCGCUUCCAAAGCUGGGCUUCUCGGCCUCACCAGGUCGUUAACAGUCGAGGCGGCUGGUUCUCUGCGCAAUGUGGUCGUGCGGUCGAAUGCGAUUGUGCCGGGCUAUAUUGAGACGCCGAUGAUUGCGGACUUUAGCGAGGGGCAGAAUGAGAGGUUGAAGGAGAGCAUUCCGCUAGGUCGGUUUGGGGCACCGGAGGAGAUUGCGGAUGCGGCGGUGUUUCUGGCAGGCAAUGAGUAUGCGAAUAAUUGCGUCAUUAAUUUGGAUGGGGGCUUGAGUGCCGUCUAA
Messenger RNA from Aspergillus nomiae NRRL 13137, 2412 nucleotides. RefSeq lists its product as uncharacterized. Gene Ontology annotation, biological process: tRNA-type intron splice site recognition and cleavage. Lineage: Eukaryota; Fungi; Ascomycota; Eurotiomycetes; Eurotiales; Aspergillaceae. The coding region runs from base 1 to 2412 and encodes 803 amino acids. The transcript is spliced from 5 exons. Gene Ontology annotation, cellular component: tRNA-intron endonuclease complex. The record is from RefSeq and is a predicted model, not a curated record.